AUGGUGGACCGUACGGUUUGGAAAGAUUUGGAUGGGAACCCAUGCUCAUUUCGGUCAUCAGAAGUGUGGCACUCCAUUCGGUGUAGGCAGAAUCCGGUCUCGUGGGUUGAUGGGGUAUGGUUUUCUCAAUGCAUUCCAAGACAUUCCUUUCACUUAUGGUUGGUCAUAAAGAAUAAACUUAAAACCCAAGACAGGCUUGCUGCUUGGGAGGCGGGAAGUGUAACGAAUUUAAACCUCAUGUGUUGCCCACUUUGUAGAACCAAUCGGGACUCUAGAGAUCACUUGUUUUUUCAGUGUUCGUUUGCUUCAAAGGUGUGGAACGAAGUUAAGUGUAUGAUUCAAAUGGAUAACGUUGAUAGCACUUGGCAAUCGAUAAUGUCCUGGAUGGAACAAAAUGCAAGCUCGAAGAAGACGGAGCAUGUUAUAUGCAAGCUGGUUAUUGCGGCUGCGGCUUAUUUUAUAUGGCAAGAGAGAAAUAACUGCUUAUUUUCCAAUGUAUCUGCUGAUCAGAAUGCGGUGAUUGAGAGGAUUAAGAAAACCGUCUGUUUACGUUUAAUGGGGUUCAAAUUUAGAAGACAAAUGAGUAUUGAGAGCCUGCUGAGGACGUGGAAGAUCGGUUCUGAUGAGGAGGCUAAUGAUCCGGGAUAG
Messenger RNA from Helianthus annuus (common sunflower), 648 nucleotides. RefSeq lists its product as uncharacterized. The transcript has a single exon. The coding region runs from base 1 to 648 and encodes 215 amino acids. Lineage: Eukaryota; Viridiplantae; Streptophyta; Magnoliopsida; Asterales; Asteraceae. The record is from RefSeq and is a predicted model, not a curated record.